This is a messenger RNA of Atta colombica, 1859 nucleotides long. It is a transcript of the gene Zmynd10, whose product is annotated as zinc finger MYND domain-containing protein 10. Gene Ontology annotation, cellular component: cytoplasm; centriolar satellite. Gene Ontology annotation, biological process: inner dynein arm assembly; outer dynein arm assembly; motile cilium assembly. The transcript is spliced from 8 exons. The record is from RefSeq and is a predicted model, not a curated record. Bases 1 to 1314 code for a protein of 437 amino acids. NCBI's taxonomy places the organism in Eukaryota, Metazoa, Arthropoda, Insecta, Hymenoptera, Formicidae.
AUGGCAGAGCAAAUGGAAUACAUAGUACCGCCAUGGGAAAUUGAAGCUUAUGUAGAAAGCUUGAAUAUUUCGGAGCUCGAAAAUGUCGGUACAAAAAGUUGGUUGGAUUUCCACAAAAAAUUGACGUUGCUAAAUCAGCAGAAUGUGCUCGAGAUAACAGGGCUACAUGAGGAGAGUGUCAUGGAAUGGUUUAUUUCGUUAAAGAAAAUUCCCAUUCUUGUGUAUGAAGCUAUACAAAUCGACAUAUGGAAGCACAAGGUGUUUCCACUUUUGAUAGAUUUUAAUGGGGAGCCAACAAAUACAUUUAUGCUAUUCAGUAUAUUCUAUCACGAAGUUAUCGCGGUUUCAUUAUUGGAAAAUAUAUUGUUUCAUUGCGAAAGCGCGCAAACAUUGGAUGACACGGUGAUAGAUCUCAUCGAUUACACUGUUCAACACAUAACAACACUUCUUGAUGGAAAAACUUUAGAAGUAUAUGAAAUCAAAAACGCUGACUCUUGCUUGGAAGAAAUAGUAGAGAAGCAAAGGGCAUUCGAGUUUGACAUUGGGAUGCGGUGUAUCUCAAUUCUUCAUUAUUUAAUAGAAAUUUUGGAUAACUUACCUCUUUGCGCAAUUUCGCGCAUGCUAGCUAUACACGACGUUCCAUAUUUAUUUGCACAGCUGAUAGAAAAUCAACCAUGGAAGAAGCAAAACGAGGAUGAUGAGGUGUUGAUGUAUGAAGGCAGCUGGAGGAAAAUUAAACCGAGUGAAAGUGGAAAAAUUAAUAAAAGGGAGGGACAAGUAUGGUUUGGCUUGCGAGAAUUACUUCUUAAUCCAAAAUGUUCUCCAUACUAUGAAAUCACAGAGCACAGGUUGUCCCAGCUAUCAAAGCUACAGAAACAUUUGCAUGACGAUAUACUCGAUCAAAUUGCACCUUUGAUAGAGCUUAAGAGAUGGUUAGCUUACUUAAAUAUAUCGCCGGCGAUGCCAUCUUCGAAUUCAACUUGCCCGGUUCGCGUGGAAGUUAUGCCGCAGAUAAAGUCAAGUAUUCUGGAAAAAUAUCAUAAAAAAUGGAAGAAACUGGCUAGGCAUCAAUCGAAGUACUUAUUUACAACAGAUACAAGUUACAUUAAAGAGGCCGCACAAAUUUUAAGUGAUGUCUAUGAUUUGGAGAAGUUAGACCGUAUAGAAACGAAAAAAUGUUCGUUAUGUCAAGAACCGUCUAAGAAACGAUGUUCCAAAUGCAAGGAAGUUUGGUAUUGUAGCAGAGAGUGUCAAGUGAAAGACUGGGAAAAUCACAAGAAUACUUGCGAUACAAUAACAAAAACUAGACAGUGAUAAUACAUUUCUUAAUAGUUAAGAAUAUAUGUAUUCAUCAAUACAUUUAAAAAUAUAUUAUAUCUUAUCUUUUUAAUUAUAAUGAAAUAUUAUACAGUUAUGAACACAAAGAUUGCAACGCUUUUUUCAAUGAGGACAUUCUCACAAUUUUCGCGCAUUUUGAAAUUAUUGGAAAAGAACAGUUGCAAUCUUUGUAUUCAUAAUAUAUUUUAACUUUAAUUUAACGAAAAUUUUAAGAAAUGUUUGGAACAAACGUAUUUGUGUAAUUUAUGUCAAAUAUUUUAUUAAAAGUUAUUAAUGUACAGCGCUUUGUUUAAGAUAUUCCAUUAGAACAUCCUUAGCAGGUGUAUCUUCACCAAAAUCCUAUAAAUAAUAAAUGUUAAUUCAAUAAUGGAAUAAUAACGAUACAGAUAAAAAUAUUAAUAAAAUCACAUCAGCAAGGCAUAAUUACAGCAUGAUUUGUUUAUAAUAUGGGUUCUACUCAGUAGAGGGAGCCUAAAUAUCAUCAUGUAUUGUUUUAUAAUACAUACAUAUUGUAAAUCAUG